Molecule: messenger RNA, 923 nt
Organism: Pipra filicauda (Wire-tailed manakin)
Lineage: Eukaryota; Metazoa; Chordata; Aves; Passeriformes; Pipridae
Gene: CCDC198
Product: coiled-coil domain containing 198
Exons: 6
Coding region: 26-916 (296 amino acids)
Source: RefSeq, a predicted model, not a curated record
UUCCCUUUCAAAGCCCCCCUGCAAAAUGGGCCUGAGCUCUUCCAAGGCACAUCCCAAGGUGACCAAGGUGGCACCAAUGCGCUCCGCAGAGGACCUGCCUUCUCUCUCUGCCCUGCACCGGCUCCCCAGUGUGCCAGGACAGCCCAGCCUGCACCCAUCAGACGUGGAAAAGUGGGGAAAACCCAUUUUCCACCUGGAACUUCCACCUCUCCGGGAGACCUGGUACGGGAGAGCCUCUUCAGGGCCCCUCUCUUUCAACACCAUGCCCCAAAAGGAAGGAACCAGCAUCAUUAAGCAGCACCCGCCUCGAAGACCUCAAAGGCUUGAACCUGCCAUCCCUCCACAAGCAAUCGCUCCUGUGAAGCCCUGGAGUCAGCGAGGAGUGGCUGCAAGCCCAAAACCAAAGGUGCUGGAGAAGAGGGGGCAAAGCCUGAAUCACCUCCCUGGCAGGAGACAGCACUUACACAAGCUUCAGAUGCUGGACUUGACCCGCAAGCGACAAGAGGCGGAGCUGAAACGAAAUCUCCACAGGGAGGCAAAAGCCAGUAAACCAAAAAUCAAGGAAUUCAGCCCGAUGGACAUCCUUGACACUCUCCAGAGAAGCAACAGCAAUGAAAGCCGAGGCCUUGUCCCUGCUGAGCACAAUCAGCGUUUUCACGAAGACGACCAUGGAAACACGUGGGGUGAAGGACUCUCCAGACAAUGUGAUGGAGCUGAACUGUCUCCAGGCAGAAGAGGGAAGGUCGACCUGUGGUUCUGCAGGGAGCCCCGGACGAGGGAUCUGUUCUGGGACACCUCCAGCACGGGGUCUGAGGAGUGGGAAAGGGAAGAGAAGAUUCACCGCAAACCUGCACUUGUGAGGACCAAGACGGAGAGAGUUUCCCUCUUUGAUGACUUCUUUGACAGGGAUUUCUAGUGGCACA